This is a messenger RNA of Fonticula alba, 715 nucleotides long. RefSeq lists its product as hypothetical. The coding region runs from base 113 to 625 and encodes 170 amino acids. The transcript has a single exon. The record is from RefSeq and is a predicted model, not a curated record. Lineage: Eukaryota; Rotosphaerida; Fonticulaceae.
CCCGGCGCACUCGGCGUCGUAAUUCGCACACCCGGCGGACGUAGCCACCACCUUGGUGGUCGUGCUUCCGGCGGCCGAGGAGAAUGCCCGCACAUGGACCAGCGACAUCCCCAUGGGGGCCUUGAUUUCGGCGGCUGCAGCCGCGUGCAUGUGCUUGGUCACUGGGGAGAUCGGGCCCCGGGUGGCUGGCGUGCCACGCCCGAGGAGGGGCCAGCCCCGCCAGGCGGCCAUCACCAAUGCCGGCGAGCCCCUCAAACGCGGGGCCCGUCCAACCGCCUUCGAAACCAGCAUCACCGGACGAAAGGAGCCAGGAAAGAGGCCGAGAGGAAAAGCAGGCAAGGAAGGAAAGAGGAGCGAGAGAAGGAGGAAGCAAUGCCCAAUCGGCAGGGCGACCAGCCGACAGGGAUCCUCAUCCUCAAGACUCAUGGCGACACCCCACGAGCGCAGAGCGGCGGGCCAGGGAGAAAGCCGGAAUAGCUGUCCCCCGCCGGACGGGAGGGGGAGCCCAGCAAUGCCUCGCCAGCGGGCCCCGACCGCGCGGACCGGGGCCGGCGAUACCAUCCGUUGGGAGGAACGUUCAGCCUUGUUGGACCGAGAACUUCUCUCGGCCCGUAUCAACCCGUAAUGCGCCGAGUCAGGGAUGAAGGUAAAUGCGCAUAUUCCGAAAUCUGUUUGACGAUGCCUCGAGAAACGGGUUUACCGAUUCACAAGGGAU